This is a messenger RNA of Lodderomyces pseudojiufengensis, 726 nucleotides long. RefSeq names its product high-affinity Cu transporter (gene CTR1). Gene Ontology annotation, molecular function: copper ion transmembrane transporter activity. The record is from RefSeq and is a predicted model, not a curated record. Gene Ontology annotation, cellular component: plasma membrane. Lineage: Eukaryota; Fungi; Ascomycota; Pichiomycetes; Serinales; Debaryomycetaceae. Gene Ontology annotation, biological process: intracellular copper ion homeostasis; copper ion transmembrane transport. Bases 1 to 726 code for a protein of 241 amino acids. The transcript has a single exon.
AUGAGUUUUUACAAUAGACAUGCUGGACAUGAUCAUGGAUCAACAACUAUGGAUAUGGCCUCAAUGGUAAUGAGUAGUACAAUGGAUAUGGUAAUGGAAACUACAGCUGCUGCAGCACUGUCAAUGUCUCAUGAUCAUGGAGAUGAAGGAAUGGGAAUGCAUAUGUGGUUUACUACACAAUUUAAAGAUUAUCCAGUAUUAUUUAAAAAUUUAAGUGCAUCAUCAAAAGCAGAAGCAUUUGGUAUAUUUGUAUUAUUAUUUUUUGCAGCAUUUUUUGCAAGAUUUUUAGAAUUUAUUCGUAAUUAUUUGGAGGAAGUUGUAUGGAAUAAUGAUAAAUAUGUUGAAUUUGAAAAUGGAGUAGUUAAUCAUAGUGCAAAUUUACAACCAACUACAUCAGCUCAAGCUAAUAGAUCAGGUAUUAAUGAUGAAAGUAUUGAUAAAAAUAUGACAAAUGAUGAAAAUGAUACUGAAAUUAAUUCACAUACUUCUAUUUCUUCAAAAAAAUCAAAUAUGCCUGUUGCAAGUACUAUUGUAAGAGAUGCAAUAAGAUUAGUACUUUGUAUUGUACCUGAUUUAUUUGGUUAUACAUUAAUGUUGGCGGCUAUGACUUAUACUUUAGUUUAUUUUUUUGCUGUUGUUAUAGGUUCAGGAGUUGGAAGAUUUGCAAGUGAAAGAUUAAUGGAAAAAUAUAGAAUUAAACGAUCACCACCGAGAAAUUGUUGUUAA